AUGGCAGGCGGAGACUCGCCAACUCACCGACCGGGCCCCCGGGAAUGGUUGCUAGUAAUAGCAACAGAGGGACAACGGAAAUGCCGACAGGAAGCUUUCGUAUCAGAAGGAAAAGUGAAGAUUGCAUGUAUGGAUUUAUCCUCAGCUUUGAUGCUGAAAUUACGUGGAUACAGACCUUAUAUGAUCCUCGCGACGUACACGGAUAGGAAAUCCUUAUCAACUAUACAAGAGCGACGGAAAACGUAUCGCAAGAGUACUCGCGAACGCAUGUCUCUCGAGACUCCGAUGGAGCGGUCCACGCUACAAGUUAUGCUAUCGGGUCGGAUUAUAAUCACCGGCAUUAUAAACGAGAUCAUCCUGGGCCUGCCCGAUGAGAAAAAUCAAAGUGAAUUCAUGAUGGAAUCUGAAUGCUCACUGAUGAUGGACAGCGAUGCUCGUGCCAAUAAGGAUUUCCUAAAAGGCUACGACAUCCUUGCGCUUUUAAAUUCUAGUACUUCAUCUUUAGACGAAGUUAUGAAACAAACUCAUGAAAAAAGUAGCAUGGAAGAAAGGAGUCUUUACUCUUUAUUCAAAGAGUCUCAGGGCACUGAAUAUGCCAGCGAUGUCAACGGGCAGAAUCUAUCUUAUCAAGAACGAAACGUGAAAAGACCAUCUCGUCAAAAACCAGUGGACAAACACUCCAAACAAUCGAGCAUCUCCCAUUCUCAUCGUUUAAUCAUACCGGACAGCUCCAAGUCUUCAAACUCGAAAUCUGUGACAUUUACUUCACAAGACGGUCAAGUUGAACAAGAUGUCACUGGACUUAUGGUGGAGCCGCCAGUACCGGAUUCUAAUAAUAAAGAAGUAGAGAAACAGAUACGGUCUAUUAGCACACGCAUUCCAUGGCAAACGGCACAGUGGCGGGGCUCACAGGUCGCUAUGGACGAGUCAAAUCUGUGGAUAGCCUUUCUGACAGAAGCUGGAUACUUACAAGCCAGCGACAUAAAUACUCAACUAUGUAGCAAUGGAUGA
Messenger RNA from Spodoptera exigua (beet armyworm), 1011 nucleotides. Lineage: Eukaryota; Metazoa; Arthropoda; Insecta; Lepidoptera; Noctuidae. The record is from the annotation of a GenBank genome assembly.